Anisakis simplex (herring worm) is the source of this 384-nucleotide messenger RNA. Lineage: Eukaryota; Metazoa; Nematoda; Chromadorea; Rhabditida; Anisakidae. The record is from the annotation of a GenBank genome assembly.
AUGAGAGACGAGAGGUUGGGAUAUGGCUAUGUGCUGAAGAGUGGCUGCAGCAAAGGGGUGAGAUUCAUCGAUAACGCGGAUUCGGAUGGCUCGAGGGCUGUACCGGCGUUGGUAUUGGACUCGAGAAAGGCAGUGUUCUACGAUUGUAUACCUCUAAUGGAGUUGGUUGAAGAGCUGUGGAAUGGUGGCACGGAACCUAUUGAGCUGUUGAGGAGUGCAAGGAGAUUCGAUGACUUUCAGCAGUAUAUCAGUAGACAUCUUAAAGAUGUGAAAGUGAAAUGUAAUACACAAAUCAAUAAGAUUUUGUGUAUUUCGCAGCUCUCCACGCGUCCGGUUGGGCAACUUAGGUAUUUUUUUGUAUUAUUUAUAUUUAUUGUUUAUUAA